UCUACACAUCUAUAGAUGUAUGUAUCGGAAACUAUUCAGUUUGCCAAAAGUGGAGAAAAGCAAGGGCUGAUGGCAGUUGAUGAUACUGCUAAGUUUAUUGGCACCUACAGGAGGUUUAAGCCACACCUCCUAAUGUUUCUGGCUCAGAUAGCCUACACUUUUUUGUAUUUCAUCACAGAGGCUUCCUUCAAUCAUGGGAUGAAUGCUUAUGUUUACAUAACUUACAGACAUAUAGUAUCUGCCCUAGUGAUGUUCCCUUUUGCCUUUUUUCUUGAAAGAAAGAUAAGACCAAAGUUGACAGUAGCUCUGUUUUUCGAGAUUUUUGUUCUUUCUCUUUUGGGGGUGAGUUUGACUCUAAACAUGUAUUUUACAAGCUUGGGAUUCACCUCUCCCACAUUUGUUGCAUCCAUGGUCAAUACUAUUGCUUCCUUGACGUUUAUAAUAGCAGUUGUUCUCAGGCUAGAGGCUCUUGAUCUUCAAAACCCUCGAGGAAUAGCCAAAGUUCUUGGUACCUUGGUUUCCCUGGCUGGAGUAACAAUCAUGACACUAUACAAGGGACCAACUCUGAGGAAUAUAUGGCAUCCAUUAAUUCACCUUCAAGGAAAAACAACCAUUAAGGAGGAUUGGCUAAAGGGUUCCAUUCUUACUGUAGCAAGCUGCAUAACAUGGUCCAUAUGGUACAUUAUGCAGGCAUUUACAUUGAAGAGAUAUCCAGCACAACUAUCACUAACUACAUGGAUGAGCUUUGUUGGAGCAAUCCAAUCAGCUGUUUUCACGGCGUUUGUAGAACGCAAAGCAGCCACAUGGACAAUUGGUUUCAACAUUGACUUCUGGUCUACCAUAUAUGGUGGAAUUGUUAUCUCGGGCUUAGUGAUCUUCAUCCAGUUGUGGUGCACAGAAGAAAAGGGACCUGUUUUUGUGACAAUGUUCAAUCCCCUAAGCACAAUAUUAGUGGCAGUGCUAGCAUACUUUGUUUUUGGUGAAAAGCUGUUUACAGGCAGUAUAUUAGGGAGCAUUAUCGUCAUUAUUGGUUUAUACUUGCUGUUAUGGGGUAAAGAACAUGAUCGAGUAGAAAUCAAGCCAAAAGAGAUAUUGGAAGGACCAGCAUUUCCUCUGGCUGCAAAGGAUAUGAGAGAAGAACCUUGGUGCCAAGGUCACCAGAACUUUAGUUUCUUUGGCCGGAGUAAUGACCAUGACACGUUGACACUGUACAAAGGGUCUAUUAACAAGAGUCCGUGGCGCCAUCAUCCUCCUUUCCGUCAUCUUCAUGGACUUAGAACAAACAUCCAGGAGGACUGGCUGAAGGGCCCGGUUCUUGCUGUAGGAAGCUGCAUAACAUGGUCUGCAUGGUACAUCAUGCAGGUGGAGAAAGCCACCAAGGAACUAAUGGCUGAGCGUGUGGGAAAUUACAGGAGGUUUAAGCCACACCUGCUAAUGGUGGUGACCCAGAUAGCUUACACUCUCCUGUACUUCAUCACCGAGGCUUCCUUCAACCAUGGAAUGAAUCCUUUUAUUUACGUUACUUACAGACAUCUGGUCGCUGCUAUUGUGAUGUUUCCUUUCGCAUAUUUUCUUGAAAGAAAGAUAAGGCCAAAGUUGACAAUGGCUCUGUUGCUGGAGAUCUUCGUUCUCUCUUUCCUGGGGGUGGGGUUGCCUCUUAACAUGUAUUUUGCAAGCUUGAGAAUCACAUCGCCUACAUUCGUUGCCACCAUGGUGAACACCAUAGCUUCUCUGACCUUUGUAAUAGCGGUGGUUCUCCGGCUAGAGGUUAUUGAUGUUGGAGGCCCACGAGGGAUGGCCAAGGUCGCCGGAACCCUAGUUUCUAUGGCCGGAGUCUUGACCAUGACGCUGUACAAGGGGCCCAUUAUCACCAGUCUGUGGCGCUAUCCCCCGGUCCGUCUUCAUGGAAGUGGAAAAAUCCAGGAGGACUGGUUGAGGGGCUCGGUUCUUCUUGUAGCUAGCUGCGUAGCGUGGUCUGCAUGGUACAUCAUGCAGGCGUUUACAUUGAAGAGGUAUCCCGCACAGCUCUCGCUAACCACGUGGAUGUGUUUCGUUGGAGCAGUGCAAUCAGCCAUUUUCACAGUUUGUGUUGAACAUAAACAAGCCGCUUGGACAAUCGGCUUUGACAUUGACUUAUUAUCUGUUGUAUAUGGUGGAGUUGUUGCGUCGGCCCUAGUGCUCUUCCUCCAGUUGUGGGUCACAGAAGAAAAGGGCCCAGUUUUUGUGACAAUGUUUAAUCCUCUUUGCACGGUACUAGUUGCAGUGCUAGCUUACUUUAUCUUUGGUGAAAGGCUCUAUUUGGGCAGCAUUGUAGGCGGCGUUAUUGUAAUUGCUGGUCUGUACAUGCUGCUGUGGGGCAAAGACCGUGACAAACAAGACAUGAAGCCCGGAGAGCAAUCCAUCUCUGCUUCUGAAGAGCCCAAUAAAGGCACCGCAAAGGAUAUGAAAGAAGAGCCUUGAUGAGACCAGAAUAAUUUGGUUAGAAGAGCCCAUCAAAUUGACAGUGAAAUGAUCUAUCUACAAAGAAUUUUGUAUUAUGAGCAUCAUUUUGGUGAGGCUGCUAUCUAUGAAUUAUGAUCAUUUUUUGGGUCCAGGCUGGAAGCUGGUUUGAAGCAGAGAGGAGAGAGAAUAAACCAUCACCAAACCAUAACUUGCAAUUGCAUCACCAACAAACAAACGAUGGCAUUAUUGACGGGGAAGUUGGUGGCCUUAUGAUUACACAAAUUGAAGGACCCCCACAGACUGACUCGCCUCCUCUUUGCCAUUAAUCACAGAGGCCCUGUCCCUCAACCAUUUUCUGCUCUUCUUUA
Molecule: messenger RNA, 2810 nt
Organism: Diospyros lotus (date-plum)
Lineage: Eukaryota; Viridiplantae; Streptophyta; Magnoliopsida; Ericales; Ebenaceae
Exons: 14
Coding region: 16-2460 (814 amino acids)
Cellular component (GO): plasma membrane
Molecular function (GO): transmembrane transporter activity
Source: RefSeq, a predicted model, not a curated record